This is a messenger RNA of Dentiscutata erythropus, 408 nucleotides long. The record is from the annotation of a GenBank genome assembly. Lineage: Eukaryota; Fungi; Glomeromycota; Glomeromycetes; Diversisporales; Gigasporaceae.
GAAAUGACUACUCAAAAAAUUGUUUGGAAUGAGAAAUUACACAGUGUUUGGGAUAAAACUUACUUAUCUUUGAAUUCUAAUAUUCAUAAAACAAUUACUCAACAGGAAAAACAUCGAAAAAAAAAGAUUAGAAAAGAUUCAUCUCUCACAAAUAAUGAAAAGAAAUUUUUACUUGAUGAAUUACAGAAAGUAUUUGAUAAACAUAAAAUUGGGGAUAAUUCAUCUGGAAAUGAUGAAAUUGAUAAAUUAAUUCAAGAAUGUCAACAAAAAAUUGUUUCGCCCCGAUAUGUCAUUGAAUGGAUUAAUUAUGAUCAAUUAUCUGACGGAAGGACCAUUUCUACAGCAAUAUGGAAAGUUGGAUGCUAUGAUAAAUGGAAUUCAGAAAAACAAAUAUUGGAAAGACAAAAG